Molecule: messenger RNA, 3316 nt
Organism: Mugil cephalus (flathead mullet)
Lineage: Eukaryota; Metazoa; Chordata; Actinopteri; Mugiliformes; Mugilidae
Exons: 19
Coding region: 145-2934 (929 amino acids)
Source: RefSeq, a predicted model, not a curated record
CUUUCUCUGAACAUCCAGUCGCCCGAGUUUCGUGUUGCCUUGGCAGUGCGCACCUGACUGCAGCUCUUCAGGGGGGAAUUGUGUGUCACUUCUUCUGAGAGUUCGCAUUGCCAAAGUCCCGACACCUUAUCUGUUAUUGAAAUAAUGACUUCAUCUGAUGUCCGGGCAGAACUCUCAACAAGGCCCCUGUAUUUCUUCGACCAGCCAUCAAGACGCAAUCAAACAAAAGGGGUACGGAGCCGCAUGCUAUAUUUUAAUGUGGCAACUGAAGUACCGCACCUGGAAGGCAAAAUUCAAAGCUAUCAAGAGGAUGAAGACAGCGAGGUUACAAUGGAUGAGCCCAACAAAGAGAUCCUCUCAGGUGAAACACGUGCGGAUGGUGAACCUGAUACUUCAUCUGCUGUCGGUGCCGCACUGAACUCGAAAGAGUGCGACCCCAUGGACUCGUACAAGCGAGCAGCCCCUGGGUUAUUAACCGAGCUGGCUCGCCUCCUUUCACGACACAAGUGGCCCGAGAAGGGAUGUAUUCCUCGCGGGAUUGUAAAUAUUCUGAACUACUCCUGGAACGACCUGACUGCAGGGGCGGCUCAGUUUAAAAGGCGGAAGUCAAGAGGUUCCCUGACUGUGGACCAGACACCCCGUCAGCUGUCCGCCAACACCAAGGAGGAAACAGCAGAGAGGAAUUCCUGUGCCGUUGGGAAUGUUGGUUCCUCGGAGAGAAAACCGCAGGCUGGGUUGAACGCACGCGUCAAAAAGCGCAAACAAAACUCCGGCAGAGCUCACAAGUGCACGACAGCCAGUUUCUCCAUCUCGUCCGGCAGCUGUAAAGAUCCAGGUUGGAUCAUUCAGCCAAAGCAGCCGUGCCCUGACGAGCCUCAGCGGAUCAGUUUGUGUCAGUGGGUGGUGAAGCGGCUGCAGGCAGCAGGAAAUCCUGAAAAGCCGCAAACAGCUGAGCAGGACCUGAACAAACUCCUCUUACUCCGUCACUAUGGCGAUGCGAAGGCUAGACUGAAAGACAGGAGCAGACAGGUCCAGCCUCCUGCUUUAGUGAACGGGAUGCCCCAGAUACCACAAGUGAAGCAGCGGAAUCAGGUCCAACACAAACUCCACUACAGGAUCAGCGACGGCUCCUCGUUCAUAUACUAUCCAUCUGGCUGCGUGGCUGUGUGCCAGAGUCACUCAGGUCUGCCCCGUGGAGGCUUCUACACCAACGUGUUCAGUGACGGCGAUUGUCCCGUCAUCCUGGCGACUAUCACGGCGUUUGGACGCGGGGCUGCUACGCACCCUCUUAGCUCCACCAUUACGACAGUGUGGGACCAGGACGGUGGAUUCAUAUGUGACCAUGAUGGGAACAUAACUAAGGAGUGGAGUUGGCAGAAUGAUCUCACAGCGAGGGACAAGAUUGUCAUUCAGUUGUCAGACGAGAUCUCCGUGAGGCUGUUCAGCGGAACGUCUGCCGUGCUCAGCUUCAGAUGUGACAGCGAGAGUGUUCAACUUCCACUCCCUUCCUUGUCUAACAUUCACCAGUCAGAUGGAAACUUUUCACAGCUUUGUUUGCAGACCGAGGGGAAGUUUACCUCUGAUUUUGCUCAAGACCUCCUGCUGGUGAGGAAGACAAAAUAUCCUGCCGAUGUCCUAGAGAGCAAGAGGAACCCGACACUAACACCUGUGUCGGUGCGCUCCCAGGAGGUCCUCCAGAUGGUCAGAGAUGUGGAGGGGCCGGAGGAUCCGUCAGCGCCGUGGAGAAGAGGAGGGUGUGCUGGCAGAGAGCUGAAGAGGCUUCAGCAGAGAGUGCGGAACGCCGUGGAAGAUUGGUUGGAUUAUUAUCGUGUGGCCAUUGGGAUCAAAUGUCGUGAUGCGGUGCGGAUGCCAGAUGCCCCACCGAGGACCAGGGCGAGACGAGAGGUACAGUCAGCCGCUCUGCCCUCCCUGAACCCACCUGAGCGGGCAGAUGCUAAACCAGCGCAGGCGGAGGAGGGCGGGGAUGAGCUCCAGGAGCUUCACAGGCACCUGUCAGCAUCACCAGAAAGGCCUCCGGUCCCCCCUGUCAAGCUGCCAAGAACACCUAAGAAACAGCCGAAGAAGGAGCAUCAAGUCAUUGUGAUAGGACCGCUCCAGAUUCAUGGCAACAUCAAACCCGAGUCGGUGAUUCUUCCAAGCAGCCCCGAGUCGCAGACUUCCACUGCUGCACACAUUCCGGCUGUGGCAUCAUUCACCCCCUCUGUCCCCCUCACGGUGUGCCCCGCUCUGCUGAGAGCCGCCUUGCUGGGGGAGAGGCAGUGGAGGAGGUGCUGCUGCAGUACUGCACUGAUGCCAGUGGUGACAGACCUGGAGUAUGAUGCCUUUGUUACGGGCCAGCCCCCUCACAGUCAUCAGAUUCUUGUGGUGUGUGUGACUCCGCCGAGCCAGCCCGCCAGCACGUGCACGGUGCAGAGCCAGGACGAGCUCGAGGAGCUUUACAGGAGGAGGAACAAGCACAGGAGCAUGCCAUGUACUCAGUGCCAGAUGGACUCAUUCCGCCUGGUGAGGUAUGAGAUGUCAAUGGAGAAGGACAGCUGUGGAUUCAAGAACAUCCUGCUGCAGCAGCGACACAAUGCUGGUCCCGGCAUGGUCCUGAUGUACAUCAGAGGGACGCUGCUGUUUGUGGGCUACAUGUUCAGCGCUCACAGCUGCUCAGCCAGGGACCUUCAACAGCAAAUCUCCAGAACCAGGGCAGACUACAGAUUAGGUCUGAGCCUCCCUAAAGACUACAAGUUCAGUGAUACAGUGAAGACUCCCGGAGACACGGACGCGCACAACUCAUCCAACGCUGCACGCGGCGAGAGAAGACACAGUGACCGCUUCAGAAGAAAAAGAAACAGCCAAUGCAAGGAAACUCAAUCGAGGUCCCGGCACAUCACUCCAAGGACAGAAGAACUUAAGCAUCAAACCUAAAAACACGCCUGCAUUUCAUCCUGUUCCUGUUGUCACACGUUAAAUGUGUUUUCGAAUAUAUAUAAUUCACCGUACAUCCAACAUCUCUCCGUAGGUCAGUGGUUAGUGCGCAUGUUAGAUGUCCAAUCAAGACAGUCACCUCGUUUGCUGUUUAUGCAGGUUGGCACCACCGAUCAGUCUAAAGUGUAACGGAGAUGUAAUAUCUCUUUCAAGUGUUAAUCAGUGAGGAGCAUGCUCGGAGAUGGCAGGACAAACUCAUGACCCAUCGGUCAUGAUUAGUGACAACUAAUGCUCCAGUGUUCUCUGAUCCCCUUAUUUAAAUGACCAUGGUAAAUCUCUGCAUUUAUUGUAAGACGUUUUCUUUAGUAAAAACAAAACACUA